AUGGCUAAGAAAGCUCAGGAUUGGGUUUUGAGAUUGGUGUCUCCUGACGUUCACGGCGCUCUUCGUGGGCGUAGCAUUGAAGCUGCUAUUGCCAUUUUGGACCAAACUUUUAAGCACAACCGCUUGUUAUGCAGUUUGGACCUGGCGAAAGCAUUUGACCAUAUGUACCCUACUUUGGCAAUAGGUUUACUUCGUCGCAGUGGUUUUCACGAACAAUGGGCUAAUCACUUACAGCAUAUGUGGAGCAAGCAAUGGCGUUGGAUGCAAAUGUUGAAUUACACCAAUGCGGAACCGGAGCUGGUGGAAACUUCGGUGCCGCAGGGCUGCGCUAUGGCGCCUUUGGCCAUGGUUGUGUUGCUCAUGGAAGCUGAACGUGAUGUCACGACUUUCUGUCGUGCCAAUGGCUUAUUCCAGCAAGCUGUAUUUGUCGAUGACCGCAGUUUUGCCACUGACACUCCACAGAAUCUGCACAGAGCAUGCCAGCGGAUUUUGUACCGUUUGCAGACCAUGCCUGUUGCUGCAGAUCUCAAGCGGUCGCUCUACAGAUCUCGUGGUGCUUGUUUACUGUCCUGGGGUUGGUGGUUGGUGCAGCCGCAACGCGCAGUGUGUGCAAAAUGGACGAUGCGCAUCAAGAAGGGUGUUUGUUGGAUCAACACGAUGGCUUCAAGGGCACUUUGGAUUCUGCUUGAGGGGCACUGGACGGAUCCUUGGUUUGAAAGUGGCCACCAGGCUGUCAAGGCUUUCAUUCGUGCUGCUUACUACUGGCGCAAGCAGGGCAUUAUCAUUUCUUCAGGAACUUGGCACCUCAGGGUUCAACAGUUUCUCAGUCAUUUUGGCAUUCAACAGAUCGGGCCUCUUGCAUGGACUUCAGGUGGACUUCGUUUUGACUUCAAUCAUCACGAUUAUGAGGUGAUCCUUCUGCAGUUGGGACAUUUGUGCCAUCAGGUGAGAGAUGUGUUCAGGAAAAUGCUUUUUGAUCAGUUUCUUGCACGUCAGCGCCGUGACAGCCGUUUCUUGAGUGCAAACUGCAGAUUCAAUGCCGAGCGCGCAAUUGCAGCGCGCAAGUUCCAUGAUACUGGCACGGCGCAUAUGCGUGCUGUGCUAUUGGGUGCUGCUUUGAGCCCAGCGGUCUAUGAUGUGCUGCGCCACCGGCCGGUGGCACAGCGAUGCCCUUCUUGUUUGGAGAAUGUUGUUCCUGAUUGGGAACAUGUGGUUUGGGUCUGCAGUUUCUUCAGCCGGUCUCGGCCACCUGAGUGUCAUGAUUUGUCGCAGAGACGAUUGGGAUGGCCUUCACGUGAGACGUGCCAUGAUCGAUGCGGCUUUCAUGGCCGCGCCAAUGCAGUUUGA
Molecule: messenger RNA, 1347 nt
Organism: Cladocopium goreaui
Lineage: Eukaryota; Dinophyceae; Suessiales; Symbiodiniaceae
Source: the annotation of a GenBank genome assembly